AUGUGUCCAGCACCAAUGAGAGGAUACUCGGAUAUUAUGAAUACCAGCGAUAAAGGCUCUAUUGAGUUAAAUGGUAACGGGCAAAAGGUUGCCUUUCCCCACGAAGAUGCGGGUGCUCAUACACUUUGGAAGCAAAAUUCAGAGGCAAAAACUCCGAUAUGGCAUCUAAGAGUUACUGUGAUCAAGAAUGGCGAGGCUCGAGGGGAUUGUCCUAGUCGUACCUUUGCAUUCAAGACCUUAGAGGAAGUCACUCGUGCCAUCAACCAAGUUGAGACUGCAUUUGGAAACACGUUUGAGCUGAAGAAAUGUGGAAUCGAUUCACCAGAUGCUAUGGGUGGGAGAGUUAACGAUGGGAGAAGUGAGAAUAUUACCAUUCAAUUUGAUUCUGAUGUAGCGAAGGAGUCAUGGACGGAAUUCUUGGGAAGAUUGAAGGGACUGGAGGAUGAAUGGUCACAUGCGACUGAAGUUUGA
Sclerotinia sclerotiorum 1980 UF-70 is the source of this 471-nucleotide messenger RNA. RefSeq lists its product with no specific name. The coding region runs from base 1 to 471 and encodes 156 amino acids. The transcript is spliced from 2 exons. NCBI's taxonomy places the organism in Eukaryota, Fungi, Ascomycota, Leotiomycetes, Helotiales, Sclerotiniaceae. The record is from RefSeq and is a predicted model, not a curated record.